Molecule: messenger RNA, 2308 nt
Organism: Monosiga brevicollis MX1
Lineage: Eukaryota; Choanoflagellata; Craspedida; Salpingoecidae
Exons: 7
Coding region: 185-2047 (620 amino acids)
Biological process (GO): sphingosine biosynthetic process
Cellular component (GO): intracellular membrane-bounded organelle; membrane; cytoplasm
Source: RefSeq, a predicted model, not a curated record
GCGACCUCUUGGUCACAUCGCUCGGAGAGCUCCAGUCUGUCCCCGUCUUUCCUGAGCUGCUGCCCCCUUCGGUUCCUUCCUUUUUCCCUUCCCCUUGUUGUGGAGGCAAGGGCACGAGCGCCUCGUUUGCAUUGCGCGAUUGGCUUGGGGCCACAUCGUUGUGCCGAGUAUUGGCAUAUUCGAAAUGUCGCAGGCUGCCGUAUCACAAUCACCUCGGGCCGAGCCCCUCAAUGACACUUCGCCACAGGACGCUGGCAUCACGGUCUCCGAAGCAGAGCGCAUGGUCAUAGACCCUCCCUCCAGUGAGGGGAGCACCACGCCUCGUGAAUCGGUCAACCUUGCCCCUGCCCCCGAGCCCAUCAACUUGUCCGGCACCACCAACCGUCCCGCAUCGCAGGGCUCAAACGCCCGAACCUUCUCCGCCGGGACUGCCAAGUGCAACCGCUCACGGAUGGGCCGCAUCCACAUUCUUGACAUGGACCGCCUCAUGAUUGGCAAUCUAGCCGAAGCCGAGGAGAAGCCCCUGGGCACAUGCACCCGUUGCCACACCAUCGAGGAGCUUGCCGACAAUUUUCCCGUCUCCGAGGAUGAAGACGCCUACUUGGCCAACAUUGAUGAAUCGGGUAACUUUAUCGAGACCCCCCGUGACUCAACCGAUGGCAUCAGCUCCAGCGCCAACACCAACACCAAACAAAAACAGCAGAUUCACAUUUUGAAUCGCAAACUGUUCAAAGAACGUGAAGCCAUAUUGGCGGAAGCCACGCGACUGGGAGAGUCGCGUGGACCCAACUACAUUCCCCGUCACAUUCUUGUCGUCUUCAACCCCAUCUCAGGUGGUGGCGCUGCCAAGCGCCUCGUCUCGCACAUUGUGUUGCCAGUCCUGGAGCGCACCAGAACCGACUACACCGUCCAAGCCACCGAAUACAAGCGCCAUGCAGUGCAGCUCAUGCGCGACCUCGACCCGGAAAUGUACGACGGUAUUAUUGUCGCCGGUGGUGACGGCCUCGUGCACGAGGUUAUUACCGGCUACUUUACCCACCGCAACCAGAAAGCCAUUCGCAAGGUGCCCAUUGGUAUCGUGCCCUCGGGCACUGCCAACGCCAUGGCCACAGCUCUGCACAAGCGUGAGAGCAAGUCACAGGUGGCCCUGGUCGGCUAUAGCGCCCUCGCUGUCGCCAAGGGCCUAACCACCAACGUGGACGUCAUUAGCUUUGAGCGCCUAGACAUGGACACGGAGGAAGAGCGUAAAGUCUUUGCCCUGUCCUGCUUUGGGUGGGGUAUCGCUGGCGCGGUUGCCCUCAAGGCCGAUAAACUGCGCUGGAUCCCGGGCCAAAAGAAGGCUCGUUAUGAUAUUGCCGGGGCUGUGAGCCUCCUCUCCGACUGGCCCAUUGUUGAUGAGUUUGACUUUAGCUACCCCGUCAGUGAGAACGAGUGGGCUACGGAGCGUUUGCGCACCAUUAACCUCAUUGCCUCCAACAUGCCGUAUCUCGGCUCGGACAACGCCAUCUAUCCGCAUAUUGAGCCGGAUGACGGGAACCUGGCCGUGGUCACCGUCGCAGAUACCUGCUCCCGCAUGGAGGUCAUUCGCAUGUCCAUGGGCAUGAAGAAAGGCAUCUAUCUCGGCGAGCAACGCAAGCACGUCCAGACUUACAUCCUUUCCGAGUUUAAAAUCACACCGGUCAAAGCCAAGGCACCUUUCUUGAUUGACGGUGAUCCUCACGCGUACGGACCUGCGCAUGUCCGUGUCCUCAAGCAAGCUCUACAACUGUUUGUGCUUCCAGCUCAAGGCAUCGAAGAUAACUUGUCCACCAAGGUCGGCAAUGCACCAACGGCUGUGGCCAUGAGUGUCGCAGGUGUUGACCCGCAUCAUCUCGGCCUUCGGGCCCAGAGCAGCCAUAGCGGAAGCCCCACGCCAACCCCCAGUGCUAGUGCCAGCCAAACUGCCAGCCGGCUGAGCAGCGUACAAGCCAGCAACCAAAAUUCGAUGCAGUCCAAGCAGGGCGAAAGCGCUCUCAGUCAGCUCAUGCGCCAAGAAGCUGCCAAGUAGGAUGUCCGAUGAGAGGCGGUGCGCGCCUGUCACGUACAUUUAGUCUAUAACCCCCACGCAACCUUGUGUACCAAUAAUAUCAUGUCUACAAACCAGUUCAGGUCGUGGGUGCUGGAUUGUCAAGCAACAAGAUGUGUGCGUGCGCACGCUUGUUUAUUUUCCCGAGUGCAUGUCCCUCCAGAAUACGACGGGCUCUCGUCCAUUUGAUGCCUUUCCCAGUUCUCGUGUGUUUCGGACGGACCGGUCAAUUGAUAACUCUAC